Molecule: messenger RNA, 1436 nt
Organism: Ixodes scapularis (black-legged tick)
Lineage: Eukaryota; Metazoa; Arthropoda; Arachnida; Ixodida; Ixodidae
Exons: 1
Coding region: 24-1436 (470 amino acids)
Biological process (GO): DNA replication
Molecular function (GO): DNA-directed DNA polymerase activity; nucleotide binding; DNA binding
Source: RefSeq, a predicted model, not a curated record
UUGACGAUCCUGACACCUAUCUCAUGAUAGAACAGGGUAUUCGCGGAGGGAUUACCCAAUGCACGACCCGUCAUGCUGUCGCAAAUGUUCCGGGAACGGAUACGUUUAACCCGCAUCACGAACCGUCUCAGAUUUUGGACUUGGACGUCAACGGUCUGUAUGCGGCGACAAUGAGAGAAGCCCUGCCAGUGUCGGACUUUGAGUGGAUGACGAAAGACGAGAUUGCCUGCCUGAACAUUGGUGACGUUCCAGAUGACGCUCCGACGGGCUACAUUCUGGAAGUAGACCUCAGGUAUCCUCAUCACUUGCACGAGACUCAUUCCGACUUUCCCUUGGCCCCGGUGAAGCAAAGCGUUCCCUACGAUUGGUUAUCCGACUAUCAAAAAAGUCUGAUUGACAAGUUUGAAAUGCCCAAAGAGGAACCCACUACGAAGCUGUUGCUCACACUUCACGACAAAACGAAAUACGUUUUACACUAUCGGAUUUUGAAACUGUACAUCCAGUUAGGACUAGAAGUCACCAAAAUUCACCGAGUCCUAAAAUUCUCACAGCGAGCGUUCUUGAGGGAGUUUAUUGAUUUUAACCACCAGCUGAGACAGCAAGCAACCAACUCCUUCCAGAAGAAUCUUUCCAAACUGUUCAUGAACAGCAUAUAUGGCAAGACGAUCGAGAAUGCACGUAAACAUGGACACAUUAAACUAUGUGUUAAAGAGGACGACAUACUGAAAAUGCUUCAGAAACCGAACCUGACGCAGUUUCGAGCACUUAGCUCGCAGGUCGUAAUUUUCCAGUUUGCUCCGAAAGUGAUCAAACUCAAGCAACCACUCUACGCAGGGUUCUCGAUUCUUGAGAUAUCAAAAAUAGUAAUGUACGACUUCUUUUAUAAUCAACUUCGUCGUGCGAUCCCCUCAGCGAGGGCUCUUUACUGCGACACGGAUUCCUUCUUCCUACACCUUCAGGGAUCAGACGUAGACGACAAACUCCUCCAACUCCGAGACGCAUGCUUGGAUACAUCUGGAUAUCCAGAGAGUCACAAACUUUUUUCAACCGAAAACAAAAUGAAGCUCGGCGUGUUAAAAAACGAAUAUCCGACUACUCACUUGGUGGCUUUUUGUUGCUUGAAACCAAAGCUAUACAGCUUCAAAACAAGCAGCAACACGUGUUGCGUAAGAGCCAAGGGAGUAAAGAAAUCCGAGUCUCGCAAGUUGACCUACGAACUGUACAAGCACGCUCUAGAUACGAAAACUUUGCACAGAGUGACGCAGCAUUUGAUUGCUCGAAAACUUAACGAGAACAAAAGCAUCGCGGUCGAAAAGAUUGCUCUGAAUCCGUUCGACAACAAGCGAUACAUUUGCAACGAUGGGAUUACGACGCUUCCUUUUGGCCAUAAGAGUGUUUUAGGAAGCGAGCGAUCAGCCUCCUCAUCCACAUCCUGA